AUGGCUCACUUAAAUUGCAAGACUUGUAUCGAGACCCAGGCUGGUGAUUUGUCUUUGCAGGUCAGUGCCCCAGGCUAUUUCCCAGCCUCAAAGACGGUAACUGUUGAGAAUACAGCUCGUGACUCAUACUCUGCCCAGACUGUGGAUUUUAUCCUGACCCCCAACACCUGCUUUGAUGGCUACAUCUAUCACAACUUCAGUGCACUGCAAAGAUUCCUCAAGUGUAUUCACUUGAACUACCCCAGCAUUACUCACCUUUACAGCAUAGGCCGCUCUUUACAAGGGAGAGAUCUAUGGGUACUUGCAAUCUCAGGGAAGAACUCCAAGCAGCACACUUUGGGGAUCCCUGAGGUGAAAUAUGUUGGAAACAUGCAUGGAAAUGAGGCCGUGGGACGGGAGAUUCUUUUACACUUCGUUUUGCAUCUGGUGACAAGUUAUGGGACAAAUCCUGAGCUCACCUUGUUUAUGGACAACACUCGAAUCCAUGUUUUACCCAGCAUGAAUCCUGACGGAUUUGCAAUGUCUUCUGAAGGCGACUGUGAUGGAAUUGCUGGGAGGUACAACGCGAAUGGUUUCGAUCUCAAUCGAAACUUCCCUGAUGCAUUCGAUGAAAGAAACGUCGAGAGACAAAAUGAAACAGAGCACAUCAUCAAGUGGGUCAGCUCCAUCCCAUUUGUGCUGUCAGCCAACAUGCACGGAGGGUCAAUGGUGGCAGUAUACCCUUACGACAGCUUGACUAAAAAAAUGACAGAGGAAUACAAUAACACCACAGCUAGUGGAGAGCCCUACCGUCACCUAACUCCCGAUAUGGAUGUGUUCAACCAUCUUGCAUUAACGUAUUCACUAAAUCACGCAUUCAUGCACACUGGGCAGAGUGAAUGUAACUAUUUUCAAGAUGGCAUUGUCAAUGGUGUGGAAUGGUAUCCCAUGUACGGUUCCAUGCAGGAUUAUAAUUACAUUUGGGCGCAGUGCAUGGAGAUUACGGUGGAGCUGAGUUGCUGUAAAUACCCGCCAGUCAAUGAACUGCAGCAACACUGGCUGGACAACAAGAAGCCACUUGUACAAUACCUGAUGCAGGUUCACAUUGGAAUUAAAGGGAGAGUCUUUGACACUAACGGAAACCCCAUAAAAGGAGCUACAGUCCGCAUAAAGGGACGUGAUAAUAUUCUGCCAUACAACACUACUGCAGAGGGUGAAUAUUAUCGGCUUCUCCUGACAGGACGAUACACCAUCCUGGUAACUGCAGAUGGCUACCUGCCAGCCCAGAGGAGUAUCUCCAUUAUAAGUGUCCCUCGGGUGCCCUACAAUGCGACAGUGGUGAACUUUAUACUGCAGGCAAACCCAUGCUGGCCAAGAUAUAGUUAUCACAGCUAUGACCAACUCCAAAGUUUCCUGCUCUGUGUUCAAAAACAUCAGCCCAACAUCACCUACCUCCACACCAUUGGAAAAUCAAUUGAAGGUCGGGACCUCUGGGUGAUGGUCAUAACUGGGCACAAUCCAAAAGAGAAUCAUGUUGGGAAACCCAAUGUCAAGUAUGUGGGAAACAUGCAUGGCAAUGAGGUGGUAGGCAGAGAACUUCUUGUACAUCUGAUCAACUACUUUACCACAAUGUAUGGUUUUGAUGAAGACCUAACAACCUUCAUUGACAACACUCGAAUUCAUAUCAUGCCUACCAUGAAUCCCGAUGGGGCAGAGAUUUCAGAUCCAACUGAUUGCUAUGGGACAACAGGGAGAUACAAUUCCAGACAGAUUGACCUCAAUCGGAACUUUCAAAAUGUUUUUUCUAAACAACAACCAAAAUAUGAAAAGGAAACUCUUCUAAUGAUGAACUGGAUAACUAGUGAGAACUUUGUCAUUUCGGCAAACCUUCAUGGAGGUGCUCUUGUAGUGAACUACGGCUAUGAUAAUAUACCAGAUGAGUAUCAUCGCUAUUGGCACACUUAUGAAGACUGGUACUAUGGCCGACUUGAUCCUGAAGAGAUUCACAAACAUCUCACACCUGAUAAUGACGUCUUUCUGCAUAUCUCAAAGGUAUAUUCCUACACCCAUGCCAACAUGUGGACUGGAAGCCCUUGUCCACAGGAGGUGAAUGCUUCCUUUCACUUUAUAGAUGGGAUUGUCAACGGUGCAGCCUGGUAUCCAAUUGCUGGUAGCAUGCAGGACUACAAUUAUAUGUGGGGUCAAUGUCUGGAAGUCACUCUGGAAGUGUCUUGUUGUAAAUAUCCCCCAGUGGAGGAGCUCCAACAUUUCUGGUGGGACAACAGAGAUGCCUUGAUUCAAUACCUGAAACAGGGUCAUUUAGGUAUAAAAGGCCAAGUAUUUGAUGAGAUGAACAACAAACUCUCGGGAGCCCAGGUGCAAAUAAACAACCGUACUACUCCAAUUCCCUUUAAUACCUCUGCUUCUGGGGAAUAUUACAGGCUUUUACUACCUGGCACAUACAAAGUUAAGGUAUUAGUUUCAGGAACUUUCAGUCUCAAUGCAACAGUUAUGAACUUUAUUCUGAAGAAAACAGAUGAUUCAGUCAUACCCAAUCCAACUCUAGCGCCACCUUCAAACAAAUACUCUUACAGUUCCGGGGAAUUUACCGGUGUCUGUAUUGGUGUGGCUGUUGGAGGCGUUCUAUGUGGGAUUUUGGUUUUCUACCUCAUAAAACCUCAGAUAAAUAAAAGAUUGAAAACCCAGCCACAGGAGGUGGAAGUUAAACAACAGGAGACUUCUGAUUCUGCUGAUAUGACUUUGUUUUAA
Molecule: messenger RNA, 2748 nt
Organism: Carcharodon carcharias (great white shark)
Lineage: Eukaryota; Metazoa; Chordata; Chondrichthyes; Lamniformes; Lamnidae
Product: carboxypeptidase D-like
Exons: 17
Coding region: 1-2748 (915 amino acids)
Biological process (GO): proteolysis
Cellular component (GO): cell surface
Molecular function (GO): zinc ion binding; metallocarboxypeptidase activity
Source: RefSeq, a predicted model, not a curated record